GGGGUUUAAAUCAACCAAUUAAAAAAAGGUGAUCAUGUCAUUCUUGCCACCCGCAUAACCCGACCCAUUGCCAAACCCCAAAUAACCUCGACAGCGGCUCUGUUGUUUCCCGAGCGGAGAGAUUAGAGAGGAAUGGGCAACCCAGGGAGAUUUUCAAGCUCCGGCGAGGACCUUCACAGUGCGGCAAGAGCAGGCGACCUCAAUGCAGUCAUCUCAAUCUGCAGCUCCAACCCUUUAUCAAUCAAUUCCAGAGAUAAGCACUCGAGAACUCCACUACAUAUGGCAGCAUGGGCUGGGCAGACACAGGUGGUCGAUUAUCUCUGCAAGCACAAGGCUGAUGUUGCUGCUGCUGCAAUUGAUGACGUGGGAGCAAUUCAUUUUGCUGCACAGAAAGGACAUUUGGAAGUUGUCCGAAAACUACUCUCGUCUGGGGUCUCACUCAAAGCUUCCACCCGCAAGGGCCUUACCCCUCUUCACUAUGCUGUUCAAGGUUCCCACCUAGAACUUGUCAAGUAUUUGGUGAAGAAAGGUGCGAGUUUGAGUGCCAAAACUAAAGCAGGGAAAACCCCUGUUGAUCUUGCAAGCAGUGAAGAAAUCCGCUCAUUUGUGGUAGCAUGUGAAGUAUCGUCUAAGAAUGGAGAUUUGAAUAGUAAAGAGAAAGCUGAAGAUUCUGAUCACAAGCCAUCCUUUCUGGAAAAAGGCGAGAACUCUGUUGGUGAAAAUGCAGUAGCUAGGCAUGAUGAACAUGAUGGAAUGGUGAAGAGGAAGGGUGAUGAAGAUAAUGUUAAAGAAGCCUCAUCAGAACCUAAAAAAGCCAGAGUUUCACUCAGUCAUCUGCUUAGUGCUGAUGACACACAAGAAGAGGAAAACUUAUGAAAAGUUAUACACGAUACGUAGAAGGUUUCUCACUCUCUCUUUCUCAUUAUUCUGUUUUUAGUAUUUUUUUUUUUUCUUGUUAGUGCGCUUCAAUGCUGUUAAAAUAAGAUAUUUGUUAGGCUUAUCUCUGGGUCUUUUGGUUGAUACAACGUCGAUUUCCUUCA
Molecule: messenger RNA, 1040 nt
Organism: Malania oleifera
Lineage: Eukaryota; Viridiplantae; Streptophyta; Magnoliopsida; Santalales; Ximeniaceae
Exons: 2
Coding region: 133-876 (247 amino acids)
Molecular function (GO): protein binding
Source: RefSeq, a predicted model, not a curated record